Molecule: messenger RNA, 1008 nt
Organism: Microthlaspi erraticum
Lineage: Eukaryota; Viridiplantae; Streptophyta; Magnoliopsida; Brassicales; Brassicaceae
Source: the annotation of a GenBank genome assembly
AUGGUUUCUGCAAUGCUCAACGGGGCCAUCGCCAUCACCUGCCCCAAAGGGUUAGGGUUUCCUGGUUUCAAUCUUCACUGCAGACCAAUUCACCGACCCAAUUCAGUCACCGCUUCCCCAACGCCGAGACUCUCGGUGGCAACCAGAUGCAGCGUGUCGGUGUCGUCACGGCCGUUGGCGCAACCCAGGUUCAUACAGCACAAGAAAGAGGCUUACUGGUUCUACAGGUUCUUAUCCAUCGUUUACGACUUCCUCCGUCAAAUGCACCAUACGGAGGACAUGAGGGACGCAUUUCUCGAGCCGGCAGAUCUCAGCCAUCCGGACUUGCGGGUGGUCGACGUUGGCGGCGGAAGUGGAUUCACUACUCUGGGCAUCGUCAAGACAGUGAAUGCUAAGAACGUGACCCUUCUGGACCUGUCGCCACAUCAGCUGGCCAAGGCGAAGGAGAAGGAGGCGUUGAAGGAAUGCAAUUUCUUGGAAGGAGAUGCUGAGGAUAUCCCUUUUCCUACUGACUAUGCCGACAGAUACGUUUCUGCUGGAAGCAUCGAUUACUGGCCAGAGCCUCAGAGAGGGAUAAGGGAAGCGUACAGAGUCCUCAAGGUUGGUGGGAAAGCGUGUGUCAUUGGCCCUCUCUACCCAACCUUCUGGCUCUCUCGCUUCUUUGCUGAUGUUUGGAUACUUUUCCCCAAGGAGGAAGAGUACGUUGACUGGUUCACCAAAGCAGGUUUCAAGGAUGUUCUGUUCAAGACGAUUGCCCCCAAGUGGUACCGUGGUGUUCGCAGGCACGGCCUUGUCAUGGGAUGCUCUGUCACCGGUGUCAAACCUGCCUCCGGUGACUCUCCUCUCCAGAUUGGUCCAAAGGAAGAGGAUGUGGAGAAGCCUGUGAACAAUGGCUUCGUCUUCUUGGGACGCUUCCUCUUGGGAACCCUAGCGGCUGCCUGGUACUUGGUAAUCCCAAUCUACAUGUGGAUCAAGGAUAAGAUCGUUCCCAAGGGUCAACCCAUCUGA